Molecule: messenger RNA, 1071 nt
Organism: Cuscuta epithymum
Lineage: Eukaryota; Viridiplantae; Streptophyta; Magnoliopsida; Solanales; Convolvulaceae
Source: the annotation of a GenBank genome assembly
CUCAAACGUAUAAAAAGAGACCCAGACAUGCAUUUGCAUCCACAUCCAAAAAACUGAGCUUAAUACAAUAAUACAUAUACUUCGUACUUCGUAUAUACUUCAACCCUGCUUUUUACCCAGAAACUGAAGCCAAAAACUACAUUAAAACAUUGCCCUUCUUGAAUCCAAGGGAGAAAGAAUCGUUGAAAAAGAACGUCAGAGAAGGGAGAACAAGCUUGCCGGAGUUUCUCCGGGCAAAUCUUCACGACAGAAUCUGGAGUUAAGGGAGCCGCUGCCACCUUCCAGUCCACUGCCGAUCGUCUCCUCAGCUGAACACCGCUGCAUGCCUUGCCAGUCGUUUGUCGUCGAAAUAGGUCGGCAAGUAUCAGAAAAAGGAAAAAUAAAGCAAAUGUUUGGCGGCCCAGGAAAAAUCAGCGGGGUGAUAUUGCGGACGUUACAGGGAACUUUUGCGGCGAUUGCCCUUGGUAUUUUAAGUACUGUUCCUGGAUUUUCUUUGAUUACUCCCAUGUGCUUCCUACUAGUUCAACAGUGUGUUCAAAUCAUAUGGUGCUUUAUACUUAUAUGCCUUGACCUCAAAGUCUUGGUGUCGGGGGGAAGGCUACCGACCCCUAUCCAUAUGAUGGUGAACAUUGCUUUUGAUUGGUGUAUAUGGAUGUUAUCUCUUGGAGCUUCAUCCGCAGCCGCGUCCGUGGUUGAUGUUUUCUGGGCCCAAUCCAUGUGCCAAAAGUGGGGAGAGUAUACCUGCAGACGUUACCAUGCAGCGGUUGUCAUGGCCUUUAUUGCUGUGGCAUUCCAAGCAAUCUCAGUUCAUAUUUGGAUGUGGAUUGCAGCCAGGGACGGAUCCAGGAUUCUGUGUCAAGGGGGGCAAAAUUUUUCGUUAGUGUAGGGGGUGAAUUUUUUUUUGUUAGUGUAGCGGGGUGAAAUUUUUUUCCCUAGUAUAGCGGGGCGAAAUUUUUUCGCUACUGUAGGGCUAUGCGGCUAUUUUUAUUCAAAAAAUGACAUUAAUACAUGCACAUCCCGAACGACAUUUAAAUCUAUUACAUUCUAAGUUUAGACGAUGACAAAGACAUC